AUGAAAUGCGAACAUCUACAGAAAACUGGCAGUUUCAAGGCACGUGGAGCGCUGAACACGGUGCAGAAAUUGAAAGACGAAGGACCGCUUGAAGGAGUGGUCACGCAUUCGUCUGGUAAUCAUGGUCAAGGUCUUGCUUGGGCCGCUUCUGAAUUGGGCCUCCCUUGUUGUGUUGCGGUUCCGCGUAGUGCUCCUCCUUCCAAAAUUGAAGCAAUGAGAAGUUACGGAGCUCGGUUGGAGCUCUGUGAAGCGACGCAUAAGAGCAGAGGAAAACUGGAGAAUUUCUCUACAAUAGAGUAA
Molecule: messenger RNA, 300 nt
Organism: Cooperia oncophora
Lineage: Eukaryota; Metazoa; Nematoda; Chromadorea; Rhabditida; Trichostrongylidae
Source: the annotation of a GenBank genome assembly